AAAGAACCCCGUGGAAACUGAGCCUUCUAGAGUGACUGACCCCAGUUAGGAGGACCCCAGCAGAGACUGUUUUCCUUCCGCUCCUCACUCCUUGAGGCCUGGCUGUUGGGAACUGGGAAGACUCUAGGAUGUGGAUGUGAGAAAGGUGAGCAAAGAAGGCAGAUGGCGACGAGGAGCAGCCCCAGCCCCAUGCCCGUGGGCACGGCUCAGGGUGAUCCUGGAGAGGCAGGAACACAGCCGGGUCCUGAUGCUGGCAUCCGGGAGACUGGGUCAGCCACUCAGCUGAAGUUGAAGCCCAAGAAAGUGCGCAAGAUCAAGGCACUCAUCAUUGACCUGGGCUCCCAGUACUGUAAGUGUGGCUACGCGGGGGAGCCGAGGCCCACCUACUUCAUCUCCUCCACUGUGGGCAAGCGCUACUCCGAGGCCGCCGAUGCUGGCGACACCCGCAAGGACACCUACGUGGGCCACGAGCUGCUCAACAUGGAGGCGCCCCUGAAGCUGAUGAACCCGCUCAAGUAUGGCAUCGUGGUGGACUGGGACUGCGUACAGAGCAUCUGGGAGUACGUCUUCCACACGGCCAUGAAGAUCCCCCCCGAAGAGCACGCCGUGCUGGUUUCUGACCCCCCGCUCAGCCCCAGCAGCAACCGGGAGAAGUAUGCAGAGCUCAUGUUCGAGACCUUUGGUAUCCCUGCCAUGCAUGUGACGUCCCAGUCGCUGCUGUCCAUCUACUCGUACGGCAAGACCUCGGGCCUGGUCGUGGAGAGCGGGCACGGCGUCUCGCACGUGGUGCCCAUCUCGGAAGGAGACGUGCUUCCGGGCCUGACGGGCCGCGCCGACUAUGCCGGGAGCGACCUCACCACCUACCUGCUGCAGCUGCUCAACGAGGCCGGCCACAAGUUCACGGACGACCACCUGCACAUCAUCGAGCACAUCAAGAAGAAGUGCUGCUACUCGGCACUCGUGCCUGAGCAAGAGCUCGGCCUGGGCCUGGAGGAGGUGCGCGUGGACUACGAGCUCCCCGACGGCCAGCUCAUCACCAUCGGCCAGGAACGCUUCCAGUGCGCCGAGAUGCUCUUCAAGCCCACCCUGGUGGGCAGCAAUCAGCCGGGCCUCCCCGUGCUCACCGCCGCCUGCCUGGACCGCUGCCAGGAGGCGGGCUUCAAGGAGGAGAUGGCCGCCAACGUGCUGCUGUGUGGUGGCUGCACCAUGUUGGAAGGCUUCCCUGAGCGCUUCCAGAGGGAGCUGAGCCUCCUCUGCCCCGGGGACAGCCCUGCAGUGGCCGCUGCUCCUGAGAGGAAGACGUCCGUGUGGACUGGCGGCUCCAUCCUGGCCUCCCUUCAGGCCUUCCAGCAGCUGUGGGUCAGCAAGGAAGAGUUUGAGGAGCGGGGCGGGGCGGCCAUCUACAGCAAGUGCUGAGCAGCGGUACCCUGGUAGGCGAGGCCUGGCGGUCAGGUGGCCUCCGGCCACCCUAUACACAUUUACAGAAUUUCACAUAAAACUUUAACGUGCA
Acinonyx jubatus (cheetah) is the source of this 1510-nucleotide messenger RNA. It is a transcript of the gene ACTL7B, whose product is annotated as actin like 7B. The record is from RefSeq and is a predicted model, not a curated record. NCBI's taxonomy places the organism in Eukaryota, Metazoa, Chordata, Mammalia, Carnivora, Felidae. Bases 163 to 1416 code for a protein of 417 amino acids. Gene Ontology annotation, cellular component: nucleus; cytoplasm. The transcript is spliced from 2 exons.